Molecule: messenger RNA, 828 nt
Organism: Penicillium robsamsonii
Lineage: Eukaryota; Fungi; Ascomycota; Eurotiomycetes; Eurotiales; Aspergillaceae
Exons: 1
Coding region: 1-828 (275 amino acids)
Source: RefSeq, a predicted model, not a curated record
AUGGCAGGAAUAGACACACGGGAUGACUACCUCGAGCUUGGGGGUAGUUUCCUUAAGGAUCUACCCCCGUCAAUCAAAAGAUAUCCAUACGAAGGCGCGGAUUCUUUCUUUCAUAUCUUGAAUCUCCUACCCUCAGGACAUGACAGAACUGAAUUUGCUCUGUUCCAUGCGAGUCGUGAAACGAUUGAACACUUAUUCUCCCCAAUCAACGAAGGAACUACCAUCACUUCCCAUUGCUCAUCAUAUGAUCUGACCGAAGAGCUCUUCCUCGUCAAAAUGCCUUCAACCGGACAUUCGGUUGCAUCCGGUGCCGUUAAUCUCGCCAUCACCGAACCCCUUCGACCAAUGGGGCUCUUUAAUAGCCUUCACAGAUACGGCAAUGGAACUGUCAAGGGGAGAGACAAGGGAAAGGAAGGUGACCAUGGCUGGGGCCCUAGAAGGCCACCACCUAGAUACGCAAAGCGCCCUUCAGUUGCUCUAGAGGUCGCCUACUCAGGGUCCGAUUCAAAAUUGAACUCAGAUGUUCGAUUCUGGCUGAAUCCAGAUGAUGGAAACGCGAAAAUAUGUCUUACUCUACAGAUCGAUAGCGUAAAGCCAAGAAUCCGUAUUGAGAAAUGGCAACUCCAGAACGGCAGACCACAUCGCUCCCAAAUUAUUUGGAUUACCAAAGUGUCAAACCAGAUGGGAGUCACCAACCACCCUCUCGUCAUACCAUUCGAAGAUUUGUUUCUUCGACCUCCAUCCACACCCGCCGAAAGAGAUAUUCAAAUCUCAAAGGAAGCACUCGAGGAUGUCGCAGAUAAGAUCUGGGAUAUGCAGGGCCUGUAG